Messenger RNA from Rhizopus microsporus ATCC 52813, 924 nucleotides. RefSeq lists its product as uncharacterized. Gene Ontology annotation, biological process: proteasome-mediated ubiquitin-dependent protein catabolic process. NCBI's taxonomy places the organism in Eukaryota, Fungi, Mucoromycota, Mucoromycetes, Mucorales, Rhizopodaceae. The record is from RefSeq and is a predicted model, not a curated record. Gene Ontology annotation, molecular function: proteasome binding; endopeptidase inhibitor activity. The transcript has 5 exons. Bases 1 to 924 code for a protein of 307 amino acids.
AUGAGCGUUUCAGAUCCACUUGAUCCUUCGGCUGUUCUUCAACUUACUUCGCAAGUAAUCACCCGACUUGAAUCACCUUAUGAUGCAUUAGCAGCUGCUAUGCAUGCGAUUAUGCUUAGUGUUGGUUUUAGAUUUGCAGGACUAGGUGACGAUGCCAGACAAGAGGGCGACGGCACGCAAAGAAACCUGCCAGUAGAAUGGAAUCAGCAUGGACCACACUAUUACCAUUUUAGAUAUAGCCAUCCACAGUCUAGUUUAACGUUUGUGAUCAAGGUGGUGCGAAUGGGCGAUAAAUGUGCUAUCCUUGGCAUAGGCAUUGGUGAUAACAAGACAGUUGUCUUGGAUAUUACCACUGAAGAUUACACAUCAGCCUCAUUCUUCCCCAACGAUCUUUCAAAUGAUCCACUCGUACAUGGAUUUAUCUCGAGCAAUCGCUUUCAUGACUUUAUCAAGACUGUCAAAUUAAACAUCAUACAACGUCUGAUACCUGGGCUGAAUAAACCGGGAUAUGAUGACAGUACAACAACAACAGCAACCGCAACCACAACGUCUUCCUCGGGAACAACUCCACCAGGAAACCAACCUCGUCAACCUCCAUUCAUGGUGCCUCAACCAAUGCCUACAGAUCCAUACAGCGUAGGAGGAGACGAUCUAAAUCCAUUUGGAGAUAGACUACGCUUACCUGGAUCCCGAGGAACUGGAGGAGGUAUGUAUGUAGGACCUAACCAUCCGAUCUUCGGAGGCAGAUUUGAUGAUCCACCUAUUGGCGGCGGACCAGAAAAUUUACCAAGAGGUGCUGUGCCACCUGGUGCUCGAUUUGACCCGAUAACACCACCUGGGCCAAGAUUCAAUCCAAGGAACUUUAGGGCGCCAGGUAGUGGUGAACCAGAUAAUGAUGAACUUCUUCCACCUGUAAGUGAUUGA